Cryptosporidium ubiquitum is the source of this 2124-nucleotide messenger RNA. RefSeq names its product little finger domain-containing protein. NCBI's taxonomy places the organism in Eukaryota, Apicomplexa, Conoidasida, Eucoccidiorida, Cryptosporidiidae. The transcript has a single exon. The record is from RefSeq and is a predicted model, not a curated record. The coding region runs from base 1 to 2124 and encodes 707 amino acids.
AUGAAUUCAAAGAUGUUUACCACUCCAAGACCACGUCCGCAGUUUGCAAACUCGUCAACACUGGGCCUAGACUUUGACCAGAAGCCAAUCUCCUCAAUUUCAUCAUCUACAACCACAACACCUUCAACAUCAGCUUCAAAAUCCAUAUCUACACCCAACAUAACAUCCAUUAUAGAUGGAACUUCCACAUUUGUCGCAGAUCAAAACUACUUUGAUGAGAUCUCUAGUAUGAUUGAUAAUUCUCAUCUAGAUACUCCUCAAACAUGUAGACUUGGGAGCGCUCCCCAUCUUCUUAGAAUCCCUAAACAAGGAAUUGGAAGUGCGGGAUGUGGCUCCAUACACAGUGUUGUAAGUCAGACAAACUGUCCUAUUGACAACAGCAGUAAGAUCCUUUUAGCCAAAGAACAACAUUCUGGUGUAAAGGAACAUCAGAUUAGUGGGGCACAUUCAACCGGUACUGUAGGUGGGGCCGCAAUGAUGAAUAUUUUUUCCUCUCCAAGGUCAUUUGCCUGUACCCUUUCCUCCACUAGGUCAACUUCUGCACCAUAUACUCCUACUGUUGUAGAUGAGUGCUCACCCCCGUGUAGCCUCCCAGCACCACCAGGAUCUGACCCUUUUACAAUCUCGGGGUUUGGACCUGAAUCUAGAUCUACCGACCCAAUGUCAGGUGACUUUUCAGCCCCACUUCUUAAUUACCUCAAUGAUGGACUCAAUUCUAAUUCCUGGGGAGGUUUCCUCCCUUACUCAAAGAUCACUGACUACUGUUUUGAAAACUCCCCAGAUAGCAAUAUUUUAAACAGCAAUAGUAACAGUAAUAGUAGUAGUGGUUGUGGUAGUAAUAACAAUAACAGUGGUAGUAAUGUGAACAACAGCAGUAACAAUGGAAACAUUAACAUCAAUAGUCAUGCUCAUAAUCACAACAGUAAUCAUGGAGGUUCUGCCACAACCUCCACGCCUUCCUCAGUCAUUGGUGGCAACAUCAACACUAGUAAAUGGGGUGGAAGUGUUUUAUCCAAACCUAACUGUGUUGCUACACCUGGAUCUGGGAACAAAACUGCCUCAUCCUCCUCUCCGCCUGCCCUAUUAUUAUCACCGUCGUCAUUAUCAUCCAAAGCUAAUGAACUUCUGGACUCCAUCCUUAUGGGAAUUAUCAAAGAAAAUGGGCACGCCGGCAACGUUUUUGAACAAGCAUCCCAACUUAUCAACUCCACUGCCGUUCUACUUACGACUAGAUUUAAUAAAGAACUUCCGAGUUUACAACCCCUUUCUAAUAAUAAUCCUGUAGCACCUUCCAAUUCACCAAACACCAGCACAGGAGGCGGGAACUGGAGCCCUACUACUCUUGGUGUAGGAGGACCCAACUUCGCUGCACCAACUAUGCUGGCUCAUCCCGAUGAAUUCAAGAACCCCUCGUCCUUCCUUAAAAUUUACGGAGACCCCCUCUGUGGAAAACAGCCUUCAAACGGGAACCCAAAUCCUCCUUCUUUAGGAAAUAUGGGCGCGCAACCUCACGAUUACCCGGCGGGCAAUGUUGGGGCGGGCUUUCCUAAUGUCAAUCCCAUGAAAGGACAAAACGGAAAUUGGGCAUGUUGUAAGUGCAGCAACGUAAACUUCCCGCGUCGUUUUAGAUGUUUCAAAUGUGGAGAAUACCGAGAUGAAGUUGGGGAUAAGAUUGUUGCAGAAUAUGCUAAACACGUCUAUUUACACCACCUCAAGGCUUAUAGAUCUUUUAACAAUGGUAAUACUAGUGUGAAUAGUGGUUCUGGUAGUAAUAGUGGCCCACAGUCAGCCUUGAGUUUGGGUUCUGGUAGAACUGGGGUAAGCAUGAGUAUUCCCUCAAGCUUUAAUGAAAGCCUACAACCAGUAUUUAUUCAAAGAAGUAACAGUAAUAAUGGUUUCAUUGCCACCACACCACCAUCAAAUAUGAACUAUAUUGACUCAAAUGGAGCUAAUAACGGCUCUAAGCAGCAGUGUAACUCCAUUUGCGCUGAUGGAAUAAAUAAUAAUAGUAGUAGCAGCACUUGUUCCACAAGUCCUUCAACCAGUGUCUCCCCAGUGGGUUCAGGUUCAAUGGCCUGCCAAACAACUAAGAAAUCUUCGAAGAUUUUGACAGUAGGCCUGUAG